Messenger RNA from Botrytis porri, 750 nucleotides. RefSeq lists its product as uncharacterized. Gene Ontology annotation, molecular function: protein binding. NCBI's taxonomy places the organism in Eukaryota, Fungi, Ascomycota, Leotiomycetes, Helotiales, Sclerotiniaceae. The record is from RefSeq and is a predicted model, not a curated record. The transcript is spliced from 5 exons. Bases 1 to 750 code for a protein of 249 amino acids.
AUGUCUACCUUCUCCCUCUUAAACUCUUUCCCCGCCGAAAUCCACAGUUUAAUCCUCGAACAAUGUCCUCCAAAUGACCGUACCUGUCUCCGACUCACGUGUAAAUACCUCUACACCCUCUCACCCCCCAGAUACCCCGUUUCCCUCUACUAUUCCCCUAUCCCCGAGGUUUUCUGCUCAAAAUCUGAAGUAUCCCAUAUUUCCCCUGGUGUUCACAAUCAGCGCUUUCCUAUUCGAAAAUGUGGACUAGGAGCACAAUUAUGUCAUGAUCGUUCCCUCAACUACAUAAACCUCCUCCGCGCCUCCGAAAAUCUUCCCCCUCUCACGCGAAAAAAAUGUCGUGAUUAUUAUUGUGGCGAUCACUGUGAAUGUUUUUCUCGGUCAAGAACAUUACACCAACAGUUGCAAAAAUGGAUGCCGAAGGAUAUGAAAUAUUGUAGUGAAUGUAGUGUUUUCACUAAGAGGAGGAAGAGCAAAAAGGGUCGAUGUACACAUGGCCACAAGAAAAGAAAUAGUCGUAAUUCCCAUAUUACAUCGAAUCUUUGGACGAAUCAUAAGGGACAUGGUGGUUAUUAUCAUAAGUUGUGGAAGAAAUGGUUUAACAACUCCGCCUUCGACAAUAUGGAAGCUCGUCUUCGUCUCGGCAAGCGAAACUCUAACUCGCGCUAUAAUCUACGGAAAGAAUAUAUACCCCGUGCUAGAUAUUUAGAUACGACUUGGUCGAGACACGAGCGAGGAAGUUGGGUUUGA